Plutella xylostella (diamondback moth) is the source of this 2434-nucleotide messenger RNA. The record is from RefSeq and is a predicted model, not a curated record. Lineage: Eukaryota; Metazoa; Arthropoda; Insecta; Lepidoptera; Plutellidae.
CUGAUUAUUUUGUUGUGUUUUGUUGUUAUUUUGUUGUAAUCUUCUUAUACUUUAAUUUCCUUUUAUUUGAACAACAAUAAAUAUAAAAAUCAUAUUAAUAGAGCACCUACCGAGUCUACCGACUAGUUAUUUUUAUUGUGUCAGAUAACAGCUAUAAAUCAGCGGCCAUUUUGUCACUUUCCCGCGCUUUCUCAAGAUGGCAAGGUGUGCGACACAGCCGGCAUGGCGUGCAUCGGUCGCAACGUGGAGAUCCUCAUCAAUCUGCCCAAGAACCUGGCCAAAUGCUCCUGCCUGCCUCAGUGUGCCGAGCUCAACUACUAUUCUCACACAAAGAAGAUCGUUAUUCGUUUUACCUUUGGGCCUGGACGUUGGUAUUGCGGGCGCUGCCGCCUAUAUGUUUUUGAGGCUCCGGCCGCCAAGCCCGGACAGUGUGAAGAGGAUCUUCGGCCCGGAUCCCUGGAGCAAGGAGGGGCAGCAGCAGCCUGAGGCCCUGGUCCAGUGUAUAGCGCAUAGAGGCGCGGGGUUGGAUGCUCCGGAGAACACUUUGGAGGCUUUUAAAUAUUGUGUAGAGAACCAAUGCCGCUUUGUAGAGUUUGACGUGCGAAUGUCCCGAGAUGGACAGCUGGUGUUACUCCAUGACAAAGGGCUGGCCCGCCUUGCUGACUGUGAUCUGUCUGACAUGAGUGACGUGAGUGCUAUGGACUGGGACAUGAUCAAGGAUAUUGAUGUGGGCGCUACACAUCCUAAUAGGAGUCAGUUCAAGGAGGUGCGACUCUGCCGCCUGGACGCGGCGCUGGACUACCUGCUGGAGAACAACGUGCGCAUGAUCAUAGACGUCAAGGGGGAUCACAUGGAGAUAGUGACCGCCAUUGUGGACACAUUUGCUCGAAGACCGGAACUGCACAAGCACGCCGCCGUCACUUGCUUCAACCCGUAUAUACUGUACCAGAUCCGCCGCCGAGACCCCGACAUCGUGGGGUGCCUGAGCUACCGGCCCGCGUGCUUCAGCGCACAAGAUUAUGACGCGGAGAGCGGACCUACUAACCCCAGGUUCCCGGACAACCGCCCCCUGCACUGGCUGGCGCUGUUAGCCGACGCGGCGCACGCGGCGCUGUGGCGUGUCGCGGCCAGUGGCUGUGGCGUCGGCGCGGUGUUGCUGCAUAAGGAUAUUGUUAACAGUGCGGAGAUAGCCUACUGGCGCGCGCGCUCAGUCCGCGUGGUCGGCUGGAGUGUGAACCGCCCUUUAGAGAAGCUGUACUGGCGAGGAGUGAUGCGAGCCCCCUACCUGGCCAACACGCUCGUGCGCGAGCCCGCCCCGCUUUCACUGAAGGAGAAGAAAUCUAGGGAGUCAUCGGAAAGAGAACUUAGCGAAGAGAAAAACUAAAAUAGACAGUGGGGUUACCACCACCGAACAUCAUAAAUUAACAAUCCUUAAGCAGCUUCGCUGGCUUGUCGAAUCUGACGUAACUUGUAUGGAUCUGACAUAUGUUUGACAGGUGCGCGACGCUGCUUAUGGACUGUGAAUUCGUAACGUGUCGGUGGUGGUACGGUAGCAGGUAAGCAUCUGACAAAGGCCUCGACGUCACUCUGCCCUCGGCUUUCCUCAACUCGCCUCUAGGCAUCAGUGAGUUGGAAGUAAAAGGGAGUGAUUUUAUUUUUGCCUGACAACGAUUGUAAGUAUUUUAUUUUAUAUUGUGAUGCGUAAAUGGCCAAAUUCAUGAUUGGCCCAAAAAGUUUGCAAGUUUUUUUAUUUUCUAAAAUUUCUUAUACACAAAUGAUAAGAAUAGACAAUUUGUAAACCCAUAAUUAUUUAUGUGUCACCUACCUUUGCAAAAGUGGUAUGGUCAUCGAGAACAAAUUUUUUAUACGAAUUUUUUAUACCACUUUUUAUUGAACACCAUGUAUAAUUUGAUAAGGUGCUGGCAGUGUGAUAAAUCCUUGAUUUCAGCCUUUUUAAGGUCACACAUAUCAACUCGGAAAGGGAUCGUGACAGUAUAACCUCUAUUCUUUGUAUGAAACUCCCUAAACCUCACCCCGGGACAAGCUUGGGUGAAAGGCGAUACGGUGACGAUCCGUUUACGCUACGUUUAUGUGUGCUGUGACCUUCUGCCUAGAAACCAAAACCUUCCUACUUUAUGGCAGCAUAAUACCUAAGUUAAGUAAAUUAUUUAAAUGUACCUACACAUUCCAAACCCAUUUUUAGGUUUUCAUUAAACCUAUUGUUCAUAUUUUUAAAUGUUUUACCAUUUUCCUAGUCAUUAUGUAAUCAAAGCAGUAACAAAUUAUUUUAUUUAUUAGAGGAUUUUCAAUACUCUUUUUAAAUUUAUUAUGGUACCUAAAUAAAGGUACGGUGAGCUUUAUUAUUAUCUGAACGCUAACUUAAGAAACUUUUUAUGACAGUCACAAACUGCUCAGAAAGGCUUUCCCCGUGCAA